Molecule: messenger RNA, 739 nt
Organism: Heteronotia binoei (common prickly gecko)
Lineage: Eukaryota; Metazoa; Chordata; Lepidosauria; Squamata; Gekkonidae
Exons: 4
Coding region: 44-691 (215 amino acids)
Biological process (GO): regulation of neurotransmitter secretion; synaptic vesicle exocytosis; neurotransmitter transport
Cellular component (GO): SNARE complex; terminal bouton
Molecular function (GO): syntaxin binding
Source: RefSeq, a predicted model, not a curated record
CCAGGUAAGCGAAGCCGAAAAGGAGCGUUCAGCCCUCUUCCCGAUGGGAUCCGCCGCGAGAUGGGCGUGUGGUGCCCCAGCCAGGCAACUGUUGUGCUGUAUCUCGGCCGACUUCCCCAAGGACAAGGAGCAGAGCAGCGCCCCCCGGUGCCCCAGGAAGGACCCAGGACCGCAGUGGACGAUCAGCCCCCAACAAUCUCCAAAGGUGAAGACCAGGGCUUUUUUUGGAUCAGGAACGCAGUUCUGGCUGGCAGCUUGCUUGGUUUUGGGGUUGUGGGUGGCCAAUGAGUCCCUGCUGGGCUUUUCCUACAAAAUAAAAUUCCUAGUGAAGACCCCUUUCAACCGUCCCCCUCCCCGGACUCUGAUUCCAUUCUGUUCUUUCUUCCCCACCGACAGAAGCAAGCGGGACGCGGCCUUUGUGCAAAGGAAGGCUGAACGGGCUGCCAUGCGGGCUCACCUCCGGGAGAAAUAUCAGCUGCCCAAGAGCCGGACGGAUAAGAAGCAGAUGGAAGCAGCAGGGGGCCAGGUGACGUUUCCACAAGACCUGCUGGCGAUCGUGAAGUCCAAGGCCACCUCGGACGCUGGCUCACUCUUCCCCGGUUUCGGCGACCUGGAUUUCAGCUCCUUCCGGAUGACCGCACAGAACGCCAUGAGGUCGUGGCAGCAUCCGGUGCAGUGCCCUGUCAUGUGAGCAGACCCUGAGCCUCCGGGGCUGCCCGAUGAAUCACGUGCCACAUGG